Molecule: messenger RNA, 2802 nt
Organism: Recurvomyces mirabilis
Lineage: Eukaryota; Fungi; Ascomycota; Dothideomycetes; Mycosphaerellales; Teratosphaeriaceae
Gene: YAK1
Product: dual specificity protein kinase yak1
Exons: 3
Coding region: 1-2802 (933 amino acids)
Biological process (GO): peptidyl-threonine phosphorylation; peptidyl-serine phosphorylation
Cellular component (GO): nucleus; cytoplasm
Molecular function (GO): protein serine/threonine kinase activity; ATP binding; protein tyrosine kinase activity
Source: RefSeq, a predicted model, not a curated record
AUGGAUCAGCAGCAUUGGCCCUACUCGCACAACGACACCACUGCCGCCGCGGCCAAUAACCCCGACUUGCGACAUGCACCACCCUCGCACAACCAGCACCACCAAGUGAGCACCCCGCAACGCGACCUUCUCACCCACGCACCCAUCCAGUCGCAGUACGAGGCAUAUAGCACACCGGGCAUUGCGACGCGUGCGGCGUCCUUGGCGAUAUCAUCUCCGCCCGCGGGAGACGCACGAACACGCAAUAUGGAAUCCAACGGGGAUGCUGACGGUGACAUGCGUAUGGAGGAUGCAGACCCGUACAACCAGCAGAAGUAUGCGCGCCCGAACCCCGGCACGAGUUCGAAGAGGACAUCAGCACAGUACCUGCCUGCCCAGCCGGAAGAUGCGCAAUCGCGGGCAGCAGCCAGAUAUUCACCCAUGACAACCUCGCCCACCUCCUCAUACGUCUCGAGUCCGCAGCAGCAACCGCUCGCUUCCAAUCAGUAUGCAUCUUAUACACCCCAACAGCAGUCGGCGCGUCAAUCACCGACUAGACAGCACAACCCCUAUGCCUCGCCUACACAACAGCAGAGAUAUUAUGCUUCUACACCAUCUACUGGCAGAGCGAAUGCCUCGCAGCUCCCUCCGCUUCAAUCGAACAUGUCUCCAAGUUCAUACUAUCCGCAGUCAGCGACUCAGCAGCUCAACGCAAUGUUUGGUAAUGAGCCCAAGUCACCUCAAGCGCCGCAGCAGCCACAACUAGCGCCUGGUGAAAAGGGCCCGGUGCCGCAAUUCACAAAGUGUAAUAACGUUGCAGAGUUGCAUCCACAGAUGACUCAACAACCACCCUUUCGGCGAGCAAAUCCCGAGGGAGGUUUCAUUAGUCCAUUGCAGGCUCUCACGACCCAUCUGCCCCCGACCUACCGCAUCUGCAAUCCCGGCUUCCAGUACGAGUCUUCACGUAAUCCACGGAGAGUGUUGACGAAGCCAAGUAAGGGCGUGAAGAACGAUGGCUACGACAACGAGGACAGCGACUACAUCUUGUAUGUGAACGACAUUCUAGGCUCCGAGGAGACGAACCACAAGAAUCGGUAUCUGAUCCUGGAUGUACUCGGCCAAGGUACUUUCGGCCAAGUCGUGAAAUGUCAAAACCUCAAGACCCAAGAGGUAGUGGCGGUGAAGGUCAUCAAGAACAAGACAGCGUACUUCAAUCAGAGUAUGAUGGAAGUAUCUGUACUGGACUUGCUCAACGGACGGAUGGACAAGAACGAUGAUCAUCACAUCCUAAGGCUGAAGGACACAUUUAUACACAGACAGCAUCUGUGUCUGGUUUUCGAGCUUUUGUCGGUCAAUUUGUAUGAGCUGAUCAAACAGAAUCAGUUCAGAGGGUUGAGCACGACCUUGGUUAGAGUGUUCGCGCAGCAGUUGUUAAGUGGGUUGUGCUUGUUGAGUAAGGCGAAGAUGAUCCACUGUGACUUGAAGCCAGAGAACAUCCUUCUGAAGAACUUGGAGAGUCCCAUCAUUAAGAUCAUCGAUUUUGGGUCCGCAUGUGACGAGCGGCAAACAGUGUACACGUACAUUCAAUCACGAUUCUACCGAUCACCCGAGGUUCUGCUUGGUCUACCAUACUCAGCAGCAAUCGAUAUGUGGUCGCUAGGAUGCAUCGUGGUAGAGCUCUUCCUGGGUCUGCCUCUCUUCCCAGGCUCGUCAGAGUAUAAUCAGGUGUCACGCAUCACGGAGAUGCUAGGACUGCCACCAACUUGGAUGCUUGAGGUUGGCAAGCAAUCUGGAGAGUUUUUCGAAAAGGUACACGACGAGUUCGGGCGCAAGACCCAUAGGCUUAAGUCUAUGGAACAGUAUUCCAGAGAGCAUGGCACUAAGGAGCAGCCGAGCAAGAAGUACUUCUCGUCGAGCAGACUACCGGAUAUCAUAAGAAACUAUCCGAUGCCGAGGAAGGGUAUGAAGCAGAAUGAGGUUGAGCGAGAAAUGGCGAAUCGGGAAGCGUUUAUUGACUUUGUACACGGCUUGCUCAACAUCAACCCACUGGAACGAUGGACACCUCAGCAAGCACGAACGCAUCCUUUCAUUACACAGCAAAAAUUCACUGGCCCUUUCCAGCCGCAGAUGAGCCUGAAGACCUCGACGAGCAGAUCGCCAGCUCCCGGUCUGCAGCAGCAACAACAAGCCGAGGCUUUGUCACGGCAACGGCAGCAGCAAGAGCAUCAACAGCAGGCUGCUGCUCAACAAGCGGCCAUGCCAGCAUACGGCAAUGCGCAUAUGAGUCCUGGAUACCCGACGAGCCCACAUGUGAGCCAACAGCAGCAACAAGCAGCCAUGUACCAGAACAUGUACAGCCCCAGCAACCAAGGAGCACCGCCGCCAUACCCAUCUCAGCCAUCAUCAGCGUACGGUCAACAAAUGCCAAUGAUUCAGCCGCCACAACCUGCGGCCUCGAUGCAUCCAUACAGCUCACAAGCACAGCCGAACCUGUACGCGCAAGCCACAACUCGAGCUGGGAGGCAACGAGCGAGCACAAUGGACGGCAACGGCAUUCCACCAGCUCUCCAGCGAGUAGUAAGCCAUCUAGACCCCAACGCACCGAUAAGAUUGCAGCCUUCACCUGCGUACUAUCCACCUCCUGCGGAUGGCCAAGAAAGUAGCGUAGGUAAUAUCGGCGGACGAAGACGGACUAGCAGGGGCGCGAGACAGCCGCAGGACAAUAGAAACUUCGUACGAGUGCUUGAGGAUCGGACGCUGGAAGAGGGCUGGAAUGGUAGUGGAGUUGGUGGCGGAAGUGGAGCGGGCUGGCCGAGUACUUGA